Hymenoscyphus albidus is the source of this 3044-nucleotide messenger RNA. The record is from the annotation of a GenBank genome assembly. NCBI's taxonomy places the organism in Eukaryota, Fungi, Ascomycota, Leotiomycetes, Helotiales, Helotiaceae.
UUAGCCAGGGUGGUUCAUCCGGAGUUCUACCGAUUUUAGCACAAAAGAUUCCCUUCCUCCUCCAAACCCACAUCACGGUCUCACAAACAUCGCAAUCCGACAACACUCAACGCACGAUUAUGUCGCGACAACCACCUCUCCCCCCAGGAUUGCCUCCUAGGCCUGACUUCAUUCCCCAGUCGUCUCAUGGUGGCGGUGAUUCGUAUCGUCCUCAGGAGUCAAGCUACCAUCGCCAGGAUGAUGACCGCUCUUACUCUUCUAGACCCCCACCGCAAUAUCAAUUCCGUGGCGAGAGUCUUCACGAUGGUGGAUAUGCCAACGAUGACUACGAUCCUCGACCUUCCUACAGUCGACGAUCUCCACCAAGAAACAAUGGCCACGAUAGCUACGAUCCUUACCGCGAUACGUACCGUCCUCGAGACGACCGCAGAGACGACCGCAGAGAUGAUCGCAGAGACGACCGCAGAGAUGAUCGCAGAGACAACCACCCGAGGGAUGACCGCCGCGAAGGCAACUUCACCUUUCGUUAUGAUGCGCCGGCUGGUGUUGACCAUGGUCGCAACAGCUAUCGGCCCCGAUCCCGAUCCCGAUCCCCUCCGUCUCGGCCAAUGGAUAGAAACAGAGCAAGAGACAACACUCGACGCGAACGCCCUGGCAGAAAUGAUCGCGGCGGUCGUGGCCGUGGUGCUGCUCGCGGUCGGGGUAGUCUUAGACGCGCCUCAGAUCGAGCUUUCCUCCAAACCAAUCGUGCUCCCACUCCAGAGCUUAUGCAAGGCAUUGAUGAAGACAAAAGUAGCGGGACUAGAUUCAAAAAUAUUGGUGAUUUGUCCGACAGCGACGAAGCUGAUAUGAGUGUCUCUGAAGACGAAAAUGAGUCUGAGCAACCCAAGAAGAAACAAGUUCGCGCAGUCAGCAAAGCUGCAGAUGGCGACAGUGUUCCUCGAUGGUCCAACCCCGACCCAUACACCGCUUUGCCUCCCCCUGAUGAGUCUCAGCGCAAGAAGAAAGAUGUGGUCAAGUUGAUCCGCAAGGCUCGGAACACUGACACUUCCGAUAGCAUCAAAAAGGCUGGCGCCGAAACUGAUGAUUUCAUUUCUUUUGAUGAUUUUGGAGAAGACAGCAUGGCGAUUGAUGAGUCAGCUACCAAGGUAGGAUCAUACGGUAUUCCGCCCGCAGAUGCCCCGACUGGUCCUCGUCAAAAAGACGUAGAGCCUCCCCUGCCUUCAUCUCAACCGCGUCCAGUCGAGUCUGCUUCCGUCGAGUCUGCUUCAGUCGAGUCUGCUCCAGCUCUCAACAUCACCCAUCCGCUUCCAUCCAAGCCUUCCACAUCGACAGCAAGCAAGCCAGAACAGGCGAUUGAUCUUACUACGGACCCUGCUUUAGGUAACCGCAAGCGAACUAUUAGAGACGAGAUUAAGGGUCCCCCCAAAAUCUAUAGUCUCAAGAAUUACGGUAAGCCGAAGACGAAUGGUACGAUGGACAAAAAAUGGAAGGUUCCGUCUGGUUCAACUGGCACGCCAUGGGUUGCUGUCGAUCACUCGAACACUAACAAUAUGGGAUUAUGGUAAGCCCCACGAUACUUUAUCAGUCAUACUCAUCCGCUGAUCUUGUAUAGGUUGCACAAAGAAAUCAUGGACUUCUACCACUAUGUCAAGCCUCGUGCCUUUGAGCAAACCAUGCGUGCACAGGUCAUCGAGAAGCUUCGUUCAGCCGUCAAGCAUGCAUUUGGUCCAAAUUACGACAUUCAGAGUUUUGGCUCUUUCCCUGCUGGCUUGUAUCUUCCCACGUCUGAUAUGGAUCUGGUUUGUGUUUCCGACAAAUUUAUGAAGUAUGGCAAUACCCCCGCAAAGCACCACUUGCAGAGUAUGGUACGGGAUUUUGGAGGAUGGUUGAGGAGCUCAGAUGAUUUAGCUAUCACAAGAAGCGUCCAGGAAGUCAUCGGAGCGAAAGUCCCCAUCGUAAAGUACCAGGACAAACUCACUGGACUUAGGGUGGAUAUCUCAUUUGAAAAUAGCACCGGAUUGAUUGCGAACCAAACUUUCCAAGAUUGGAAGGCUGAGUUUCCUGCAAUGACUAUUCUAGUGGUCAUCGUCAAACACUUCUUGGCUAUGAGAAACCUUAAUGAACCUCAACAUGGAGGCAUUGGUGGAAUGUCCGUCACUUGUCUCGUUGUAAGUCUCCUUCAACAGAUGCCACAGAUUCAGAGUAAAAGCAUGGUUCCAGAACAUCACCUUGGUGAGGUUUUGAUGGAAUUUUUUGAUCUUUAUGGCAAUCGAUUCAAUGUGUCGACCACAGCAAUUUCAACGAAGCCUCCGCAGUAUAUUCCAAAGGUAUGCCUCGCCAUCAAUCUCUUUUUAAUUCAUCAUUGCUAACGAGUAUCAGAAUCGAGUCAAGAACAUUACGUACAGAACGAGCGGUAAAGCAGGCAUGGACAAGUUUUCGAUCAUCGACCCCAAUAGAGCAGACAACGACAUUGCUGGUGGCUCCACGAACACUCAAACAAUUCUUUACUGUUUCUCAAGCGCCUACAAAAGCAUACAGCAACAAAUGGCACAUCUACGAAGUCUUGAGAACCGUGAGAACGCGAGUUUACUCGGAUGCAUCUUAGCCGGCAACUACGAUUCUUUUGAACAACAACGUGCGCAUUUGGCUUAUUUGCACGAAAAACUCAUUGGUCCGAUCGAGGAUUGAUAGCCCGCGUCCCCCUCAUGUGUAAUACUUUCUUUCGAUGGCAAUUUGGUUCUGUUUUUGAAGAUUGCUCCGUAGCCAUGGCAUUUUGCGCCACGGUUGAGUGUAGUCGAGGAUGGUCAAUCAUUGGGCGUACAAAUUUGAUAAGCGAUACCCAAUGGUGUUAUGGUUGUUAAGUUGUAGAUUAGCGCUUUCUGGACUCACCUGUUUUCUUUUCCUUGUCCCCAAGCAAGGUAUAACUGACAAGCUUUAGUGAUCGACUCGAACUUUUUGCCAUGGACCUCAAUGACAUACGAGACCAUCGAUCACUACUUUUUCAUAUGAAUACUACGAAAAUAAAAUUCAAUCUCUUUUAA